AUUCAUUGUAGUGUUUUCAGUUGUUUUCAUUUUGUCCACCCUUCAAGACAAGACAUAAAGGAAGUAUCAUUUCUGUAGUAACUGAUGCUGUAAAAAAACACUGAAGACUGAAUAUCUCUGUAAAAAGACACAACUGAUCUUACACUGUCAAAUUCACUAGGAAACCCCAGCAACCAAAGUGUUUCAGGCUUUAUUCUAAAGGCAAGUGAGACCACUUCAAAUCACAGUUUAACAAUUCCAAGCUAAGAGAAGGCAGAGAUGAGCAGAAAUCCUUUGGCUGACGCGCACACAGUUGCCGUGGACCGGCAUGAGCAGUGGGAGACCACAGAGGCCAACUGGCAUAAGGAAAAGAUGGAGUUACUGGACCAGUUUGACAAUGAAAGAAAAGAAUGGGAGAGUCAGUGGAGGAUCAUGCAGAAGAGGAUCGAAGAGCUUUGCCAGGAAGUCAAGCUGCGGAGGAAAAUGAAUAUGAAUGAACAUUCUAAGGUCAUUGGUCUUUGUCAUGAUCAAGAUAAAAUGAAAUUUCCUCCAAAUCCAAACUUAGGACAAUGCGAAUUCAGAGUGCUCAACCACCAAGAUGAUCCAGAAAAGGAAAAGAAAACAGAAAGGGAUUUCCUUGGGGAAGAAAGUCAAGUGUCUCCAGAACAAAAUAUACACAGAGAAACCAAAGUGGGGUUUCAGAAUCCUUUGGCCACAGACAGGAAGGCAUGUGAGGCUUGGGCUGGUGAGACGACCUCUAAGGAGAGCAAAGAUUGUUCUGUCGCCCUUAACACCGCUCUUGAAGAACUUGCAAAAGUUAGUGAAGAAUUGUGCACCUUUCAAGAGGAAAUCCGAAAGCGUGCUAGCCACAGAAGGAUGAAAUCAGAUCCUGUUCUGCAGGAAAUGCCAAAUGCAACCCAUGUGCCUCAUGAGGACCACUUGAUCAGCAAUGGCCAGGGCAUUCUUCCAACCAAUUUGGAGAAAAAAAAGUGGAGCAAGAAUCCGAGCUGCCAAUGGACUCCAAAACAGUUCUGUGGGCAACUGUGUUCCAUUGGCACGACUGGUUUACAAAGAACCGGAACACCACCAGCUCCUCCUCCAAGAAGUACCUCUCGGAAUCUUUCCAGGUCAUAUUCUGAACAAGCCCAGGAAAGACUGAAGGAAAGUUUAUACCACAGGUGGGUGGCCCAUGAGAGUCAAGACAAAACAAACCACAAUCCUCAUUUCCUCUUGAGGCAGUCCCCAUUGUUUCCACAAGAAGGCAAGAGUGUGAAAGACAGUACCAUGUUUUCCUCUUGGACACCAGAAGUCAAACUAGAUAGACAGCUUCCAGGUAACAAAGACAUUGGACUUAAUUUGUGGUCAUGUGACACUGUAUUAGGUACAAAAGAGAGCCUUUCCAGGCCAUCUCAAAAAACUGGUUUUACCUCCAGUGCAGCAAAAUCUGAUAAGGUGAUUCCAGGUAACCCUAUGAAAUCGCAUCUUGAUCUUCAUGUGAAAAAUGACUUUCUUCCCUCAGUGACACCGAGGGACCCAGUUAGAAGUUACAACUACAACUUCGAACCAACUCCAAGGAAUGAAAAGCUGGCCGCAAAGAUCGAUGAGUUGCACAGAACGGUUUUUAGAACAGACAGAGGUUGUCAAGCAAUACAGGAAAAUGAAAGCUAUACAAAAUCACCUGACAAUCUCAAUACCUGUGCUAUCUCUACUGCUCACAGAGCUGACAUACCAGAAAGUGACAAAGGGACCAGCGUUCUGAAAGAGACUGACAACGUGCCUGUGCCCAUGGAAAAUGUGUUCAGUGAUCCCACAGAAGCAUCCACAGUAGGCCUGCUCAAACAAAUGCAGACACGAGAGAGUCCCAGCAGCUGUCAGCUGAUGUCCCAUGAGCAUGACUGGAGACCAAGCGAUUUUUCUAGCCGGCCAAGGUCAGCUGAUCCCAAAUCAAAUUACGGUGUUGUGGAAAAGUUGUUGAAAACCUAUGAGACUGAGACAAGGUCUGCACUGCAAAAUUCAAAAUGCUUCAGGGAUAACUGGACCAAAUGUGGUUCUGAUGAGUCCAUAGCAGUGAAAGCCUCCAAUGGAAAAGGAUUUUCCCGACCUGCCAGACCAGCCAAUCGCCGGCUCCCAUCCAGAUGGGCCUCCCGAUCACCAUCUGCACCCCCAGCCUUGCGGAGGAGCCCACAGCUAUAAAGUCUCUCUGCAAACCGAAGCCCAGACGCUCUAGGUCUCUAGCCUGGAUUGCUGGAUUACAAAGGCUAUCAUACCUUUUGCCAAACUGAAUCUUCAGAAUGUUUACAAACAGUCCUGUUCUCAUCUGUAUCUUCUAAGACCACUGGGACAAGCAAUCCAAAUCCUAGCUUUCCAUCAGUCUUCAGUGUUUUUAAUCUAUGGGAUCAUUAUCUCUUUGUACUUUAAUUUCUCACAUUAGAUUUUUUAUUGCCAUCCUCAUUGAUUUUCUGACGUGAUUUAAGUUGACACGAUGUACUAUAUUGUAUAUUCUAACUUUCCUUGCAAAUGCAGAAAAACGAGGUUCUGUGCAUGGCCAUGUGUUUGUGGGUGCAUGUGUUGUCAUAGGAAGUAUUCUGGUAUGUAUUUAGGUAAAAAUUUAUGUGCUAGUGUUGAGUUUGAAAUUAUAACAUGUAGACCUAUAUAUUCUUUGUGUUUAUUUUAGAGUUUUGAAAAUAUACAAUCCUAUUUAUAUUUUGCAUAGCUUUUAAUAGGUACUCACCUAAGGCAUUUGACAUUCAUGUAUCACUUAAUGACUUCCUUGGCGACCAACUAUAUUGAAAAAUUAAGAAUUAUACACAAACCUAAGAUUAACAGUUUUCCAGAAAUCAAUCUUAAAUAGCAUUUUAACCCAUAUGAAGAUAACUGAUACUGCUCAUUUCUUGUUAAAUGAAAAUGUCACAGGUUUAAUAUACCAGCUUUCUCAAGCAAGCGUAAGAUGCUCACACAUGCUUUUAUAUAUCACCUGGUAGUCUCACGUGGUUUAAUUGUAUACUUGACUGUCAGCCAGGAUCAUUAGACUCCCUUAGUAAUGACAGGACACAGUAGUGGGUUUAUUUUAUCAUUCUCAUUAACAAACAUUUCUUAAAUGAGAUAAAGAAAGGAAUCAAAUCGUGCUAAAUUCUCCUUUUUGUUAAAAUUGACCCGAGUUUUCAGUUGUUUGCUUUAUCUGGAGUUCCUUUGUAGAGGUAAGUUGCUUGGGUUUUGUUUGUUUUUUUUGUUUUUCUCCUUCCUCUUUUCUAAGAAUUUCCCCAAAAUUAGUAGAUAAGACUAAUUCACUUUUUUAUGCACAACAAGAAUGAUCAGGAACAAGUUUUGCUGACAGCUCAGUUAUAUUGUAUUUCUUACACUGUAUAAAAAGGCCUUAAACCGAAUCGGGCAUUGCUAAGACACAAUGAUGUACAUCAAAGUUAUAAAGUGAUUACACCUGAUGCAUUAAGUCUAUACUGAGAAGUGGCAUAGGAGAAGUACAAGACUUAAGGUACUUAGAAUCCUAUAUGGAUCAACUUAGACACAACUUUGCUGUGCGUUGUUCCCAUUUAAAAAUCAAUCCUAUUACAUGGUUUGUUAAAUAUUAAUUCUAUUUUAUCCAAAAAUCUUAAGAACUUCUCUUUACCAAACAAAAUCAGUAGGCUUUCUGCCUAUAAUAUCCUAGCCACUAAGAGGAUUCCACCUUGUUAUACCAUUCCCUGAAGUAAAACACACACACACAAAAAUAACUUUAAAUCACAGAUUGCCUUAAAAGGCUUGCGACUGUAGUUCAUGGUUUACAGUAAGAAGACUUCUAGGGCUUAAGUGGUAUUAAGUGUCUAGAAUGUGAAUUUGGCACAAAUCAUGAAGGUUGUAGUUCUACUUUUCUCAGUCUUGCAUCCUUCAGGGACCUUUUUCUACCACAGGAGAGUAGCCUAGACACUUUUCCACUAGAGGAGAGAAAACACUGGAAAAGGGGUUCCUUGGGGCAUGAAAUGAUAACCCAAAACCAUUGCUGUGGCCACGUCUGUUUCUUGGUGUCCCUGAAUCCCAGGCAGCCUGGGAACAAUCUGUAGCCCCUGUCUUCAUGUUCAAAUCUGAGUGUUGAGGUCUCCUUUAAAGAUGGAAAAAAUCCUGAUCUCAUCCCAAAAAUAAUAAAGAAAGAUUUCCAGCACUGGGGA
This is a messenger RNA of Rattus rattus (black rat), 4139 nucleotides long. Its product is annotated as KIAA0408 ortholog. The transcript has 6 exons. The record is from RefSeq and is a predicted model, not a curated record. Bases 259 to 2172 code for a protein of 637 amino acids. Lineage: Eukaryota; Metazoa; Chordata; Mammalia; Rodentia; Muridae.